Molecule: messenger RNA, 682 nt
Organism: Guillardia theta CCMP2712
Lineage: Eukaryota; Cryptophyceae; Pyrenomonadales; Geminigeraceae
Exons: 10
Source: RefSeq, a predicted model, not a curated record
GCUGUUCGCUCGCGUGGCAUGCAAGCGAUCUGAGCGUCAGUGAGCUCGGUUCAUUCUUUGAGCUACUAAGAGUCUGGGCGUCAUGGGGAAGGCAAACAACCGGCUGACUCGAGGACGACGAGCGAGGGAGAGCGAUGAGGGGGACGACGACACUUCGGAGAAGGGAGAGGGGGUCUUCCAGUUCCUCAAAGGAGUAGACACAGUCGCUGUCGCUCUGGGAGUCAUGAUCUUUGUGGUGGCCGUGCUCUUCACAAUCGUCUGCUACGUGUCCCUGGGCCUGGAAAUCGAGAAGCACUUUGACCUGUCGAAAGCUCCCCUCGCCACCUUCCGGCUGGACGACUUCUACGACGAUCUGAACGUCAAACAUCGCAACGUGAAGGAGAGGGGACUGGAGAGCCACGAGAUCGUCAACGAGAUCGAGCGAGCCAUCCAGUACGGCAACCUGGCGUACGCUCGCCAGAAGAUGAUGGAGAUCGUGACGAACCAGAUGCUCUCAGCUCCCGACAUAAUCGCACUCUCCACGCUCGUCAGCGAGGCCGAGGCUCAGAACCCGAUUGCCAACAUCUCGCUCUGCAAUGUGGAUGAGAGCGUCAGCUUCAUCAAGGAGAAGGGUGGGAAGGUCGUCAUGAACGAGAAGGCGGACGGGAUCAUGAUAGCGGACUUCGAUUUCGACCAGUCCCAG